Messenger RNA from Heterobilharzia americana, 837 nucleotides. The record is from the annotation of a GenBank genome assembly. NCBI's taxonomy places the organism in Eukaryota, Metazoa, Platyhelminthes, Trematoda, Strigeidida, Schistosomatidae.
AUGAAAAGGUCUAUGCACACAUUUCAUGACACAAGAGUCCAUGUGUGUCUCUACUUCAUUGCUCCUACAGGACAUAGUCUUAAAUCGAUCGAUUUGGUUGCAAUGAAAAAAUUGGAAAAUAAAGUGAAUGUUAUUCCCAUUAUUGCGAAAUCUGACACCAUUACCAAGUCUGAAUUGCAAAAGUUUAAAGCAAGGAUUCUCAGUGAGAUACAGUCCAACGAGAUUGGUAUCUAUCAAUUUCCUACUGAUGAUGAGGCUGUUAGUGAAACUAACAGCAUUAUGAAUCAACACAUACCAUUCGCUGUUGUGGGUAGCUCAGAAGAAACUAAGGUCAAUGGCAAGACAGUACGCGUACGACAAUAUCCCUGGGGUUCAGUUCAAGUGGAGAAUGAGAGUCAUUGUGAUUUCGUUCGACUGCGAGAAAUGUUGCUGCGUGUGAAUAUGGAAGAUUUACGUGAACGUACACAUGGAGUCCACUAUGAAACGUAUCGACGCCAACGUUUAAUUGAAAUGGGAUUUCGUGAUGAUGAGAAAAUGUCACUUCAAGAAACUUACGAGAAGCGCCGUGAACUUCAGAGGAAAGAGUUACAACAAAAAGAAGAGGAAAUGAGACAAUUGUUUGUUCAACGCGUUAAAGAGAAGGAACAGGUUUUAAAAGAAGCAGAACGUGAGCUCCAAACCAAAUUUGAAAACCUGAAAAAGACUCAUGCAGAAGAAAAGAAGAAACUUGAGGAGAAAAAACGUAUCUUGGAAGAAGAAAUAGCCGCUUUUGAGCGCCGUAAACAACUUGCAGAACAAGCAAGACAAGGGAAUUUAACUAUGAAGAAAAAGAAAUAG